AUGAGUAAAAGCGAGGGAGUUACUAGCCUGUGGCGCGGUUCAUCCCUUACAGUGAAUCGCGCUAUGCUAGUAACAGCAUCGCAAUUAGCAUCAUAUGAUGAGUUUAAAGAGAUGAUUCUAGAGAAGGGGCUUAUGAAAGACCGGCUUGGGACCCACGUGACAGCGAGUUUCGUGGCGGCUGUGGUGUCGAAUCCUGUGGAUGUGAUUAAGACACGUGCCAUGAAUAUGAAGGUGGAGCCAGGGAUGGCCCCACCUUAUAACGGGGCACUUGAUUGUGCUAUGAAAACUAUUAAAGCUGAGGGGCCAAUGGCUCUUUACAAGGGGUUUAUUCCUACAAUCUCAAGGCAAGGACCAUUUACUAUUGUGCUCUUUGUUACACUGGAACAAGUCCGCAAAUUGCUCAAGGAUUUCUGA
Messenger RNA from Lycium ferocissimum, 414 nucleotides. Its product is annotated as mitochondrial uncoupling protein 5-like. The coding region runs from base 1 to 414 and encodes 137 amino acids. Gene Ontology annotation, cellular component: mitochondrial membrane. The record is from RefSeq and is a predicted model, not a curated record. The transcript has a single exon. Gene Ontology annotation, biological process: malate transmembrane transport; oxaloacetate transport; succinate transmembrane transport. Gene Ontology annotation, molecular function: malate transmembrane transporter activity; oxaloacetate transmembrane transporter activity; antiporter activity. Lineage: Eukaryota; Viridiplantae; Streptophyta; Magnoliopsida; Solanales; Solanaceae.